This is a messenger RNA of Mangifera indica (mango), 2078 nucleotides long. Its product is annotated as zinc-finger homeodomain protein 4-like. The record is from RefSeq and is a predicted model, not a curated record. The coding region runs from base 835 to 1776 and encodes 313 amino acids. The transcript has a single exon. Gene Ontology annotation, cellular component: nucleus. Gene Ontology annotation, molecular function: DNA-binding transcription factor activity; transcription cis-regulatory region binding. Lineage: Eukaryota; Viridiplantae; Streptophyta; Magnoliopsida; Sapindales; Anacardiaceae. Gene Ontology annotation, biological process: regulation of DNA-templated transcription; regulation of developmental process.
AAACCCACCUGCAAAACUCUCUCUCUCUCCUUUGUCUCCUCUUCUCUGUGUGAGCUCUUCUCCUAAUUUCUUCCUCUUUUGCAACCUAAUUUUCUUUUACUAUUCAAGGUGUUUAAGUGUGCUUAUUUCUUCAAGAUUCACAAAGAGAAUCAAGUUUAUCAUGAUCAGAGUAAUUUCCUUCAUCUCCCUUUUGAGAAACCUUAGUUUCUUGCCUCUUCUAGUUUAGGGUUUCACAUCUUUUGAGCUAGCAAGAUGGCUUCUGUUUAGCCUCUCUUCUCUUUCAACUUCAAGAAUGAGGUUUCUCUUCCAAGGUUUAGUUUCUUUACACUAUUGCUAAAUUUCCUUCUUCUUCUUCUUCUUCUCUUUCUAGGUCGACCUUGAAAGCUGAAAAUGCAUGAGUCAUGGAGUGUAUUCAAAGCCUAGGUGCACUGUUGAUGAUCACACCCCUCUAGCUUUUGUUUUUGCUUUGUCCUUUUGAUCAUCAAAAGGGGUUGCCUCUUGAAUCCUUAACUGUCCAAGAACUGUUUCGCAACCCCCCUUGUCUUUUUUAUAUGCAAUUUCUUGAGGUGGGUCAUCUUGGUCAGUUCUUCUUCCUUUUUUUUUUUCAAUUGUUCUUUUGGUGUAUUUUAUUAUAAUUACUGUUAAUGUUCUAGAAAUUUAAAGUUGUGUGGACAAUUGUCAAGCUUUUGAUUUAAUCAUCAUUUAAACAAAAACAAUCUUCCAAUCCCAAACCCCCUCCCUCCCUUGUCUUUGUUCUUUCUUUCUCUCUCUCUUUUUUUCUCUUUUGGUCUCCAAAUUAACCAACAAACAGGAAAGCAAGAGGGAUAUCUCGAAAUGGAACUUUCAAGUCAUGAAGAAGGAGAGAUCCCAAUUCCCUUAAAUUCUACCUAUGGUCAUGGCCAUCCCCACAUGAUCCAUCAUGACCAUCAUCAUCACCAUCAUAAUCACAUCAUCCCAUCUUCAACACCACCGCCUCCACCUCCACCACCUCAAAUCCCUUCAAGUAACAACAAUGGUCCAAUUUCCUCCCCCCUACAGGACCACCACCUACCCACCACCGCUACCUUCAAAAAGAUAAUCCGCUACAGAGAAUGCCUCAAGAACCACGCAGCUGCCAUGGGAGGCACCGCCACAGACGGCUGCGGCGAGUUCAUGCCCAGUGGAGAAGAAGGCACCAUCGAAGCCCUCAACUGCUCCGCCUGCAACUGCCACAGAAACUUCCACAGAAAAGAAAUCGACGGUGAGCAUUCAAACCACCCCUCUCCUUGUGAUUGUUUCCACAAUCCCCACCAUCCCCAUCAUCACAAUCUCAAUAGAGUUGGAAGAAAAUUAAUUCUGGGCCAUCAUCAUCAAAAGAAUCUCUUGCCUCCGGAGGCGCUUGGAUACCCUACAGGAACUCUCAUAUCUUCCAGGCCUCAACAGAUGAUAAUGUCCUACAACAUGGGGUCACUGCCAUCAGAAUCGGACGAGCAGGAGGAGGGCGGAGGCGGGGUUAUGGCGAGGCCAAUGCAGAUGGUGAAGAAAAGACACAGAACAAAGUUUUCUCAGGAUCAAAAGGAGAAAAUGCUCAACUUUGCCGAGAAAGUCGGGUGGAAAAUUCAGAAACAAGAAGAAAGUGUGGUGCAACAGUUCUGCCAAGAAAUUGGAGUGAAGAGAAGAGUCCUCAAAGUGUGGAUGCACAACAACAAGCACAACCUCGCCAAGAAGAACAACGUCAACAACAACAACAAUAAUAAUCACCAUCAUUCUCCUGCAGCUCCAACUUCAAGUGCUUAAUUGAUAAAGAUCAACUGAUCAAUCUAAUUAUUAAUUAGGGUUUAACCCUACUUUAUUAGUAGCUUAAAAAAUUUGCUUACACUUUUAAUUUUUGUUUUUGUUUUUGCGCGUUGUAUUUUCUGUUUUUGUGUCUUUAAGAAAUUUACAAUAAUAUUUGGUUGCUAAUUUAGGUAGAUCUUCGACAAUCCAUUGAAUCCUGUAGAAAUGGAUUGCUUGAUCAACUUUAUUUGUUGUUUCGAGUACCCAGAUGUAUUAUUAUUAUUAUUAUUAUUAUUAUGAAUUAAUGUCUCAAUUUUAUUGAA